AUGCAUUCUUCCUUCUUUGCUGUCGUUGCAGCAGUUGCUGCCGUCAACGCCCAAGGAGCUUUGCCAGCUCCCUCUUCCACUGUCGUCGCAGACCCCGGCACACUCCCCCUCGGCGCCAGUUGCGCAAACACUGCACAAUGUGCAGGAGGAGCCCAAUGCUACGCCAGCAACUUUAUGCAAAUCACACAAUGCGGCAAGUACAAUGCCGAAUGCCAGAAUGACUCUCAAUGCGCGACCAAUUUCUGCGCUGGCGGGCUUUGCAGUGGGCCUCUGCCGCAAUCGGAUAGUGUUGCUUCGUCGACAACUUCAGCUGCUGAGGGCAUCCAAGCUGCUCCUUCGUCUACUGUUGUCGCUGCUGCUGGAUCUUUGCCACUUGGCGCGGAGUGUGCAAACACUGAGCAAUGUGCUGGAGGAGCAGAGUGUUUUGCCUCUACCGCAUGGCUCAUCAAGUCAUGUGGAAAGUUCAACGCUGCAUGCGCCAAUGACUCUCAAUGCGCAACCAACACUUGCAACAAUGGCUUGUGCAAUGGGUUCUUGGCCUCUUCUGCUUAUCUUGCCAACUCUGCUUCUGCCACUUCUUCAGGCUUGAUGUCUAGCUCCACGUCCAGUUCCAGUUCUGGUCUUAUCCCUCUCGGCAAGAGUUGUAAUGCUACUUCCCAGUGCGCAAAUGGAGCCGAAUGCACAGUCUCUUCUGCAUACCAGGAAGCCGCUGCUGGAAUGGUGUGUGGACCUUACAACGCCACGUGCACUGAUUCUUCGCAAUGCAGCUAUAAUUCUUGCUUUGAUGGCAGGUGUAUUGGAUACCAAGGAUUCGAGUAUGCUACUUCUACAGCGAUUGUGUCGGGAAAGCCUACCCUUGUUGCUGUUAAUGGCACGAGGGUGGGCACCAUGGCGCCGACGUCGAGUGUUGUGGCUUAUACGGGUGGUGCUCCUAGAGUUGGGGUUGAGGGGGUGGUUGCUGGUGUGCUUGGGUUUGUGCUUUUUUGCUUUAGAGCAUAG
Molecule: messenger RNA, 999 nt
Organism: Aureobasidium melanogenum CBS 110374
Lineage: Eukaryota; Fungi; Ascomycota; Dothideomycetes; Dothideales; Saccotheciaceae
Exons: 2
Coding region: 1-999 (332 amino acids)
Source: RefSeq, a predicted model, not a curated record